GUGGGGUUGUGGUUCUUGUGAGUGGGCAAACAAUUUCAUCAGAUUUGUCUCUAUUACUUCCGCCUUUCUUUCUUUUGAGACUGAUCAUCCAUCACCACUAGUCUACUACUGCAUAUGCCCCUAAUUAUCAUCCCUCGAGAUUUCCAAUAACAGCAAACAAGAAAGCCUCUUUCUUUCUCUACUCAGGUUUGUUGAUAAUACCACAUCAGUUUAUUUUGGACCGCCGCAUCAUUCCCUUCAACGUCCGAAAUGGCUUCUCCGAUGGUCCCGUCUAAGAAUUUCAAGGGAUUGCAAUCAAGAAAAUCACAUUCCUGGUGGUGGGAUAGUCAUAUCAGUCCUAAAAAUUCCAAGUGGCACACUGAGAAUCUUGAGGAGAUGGACCAGAGCGUUAAGCGGAUGCUGAAGCUAAUUGAAGAGGAUGGAGACUCAUUUGCUAAAAAGGCUGAGAUGUAUUAUCAGAGGAGACCAGAAUUGAUUUCUCAUGUAGAGGAGUUCUACCGGAUGUACCGAUCUCUGGCAGAACGUUACGAUCACGUGACAGAAGAAUUAAGGAAGAGCAUUCCAUCAGAUCUCCAGUCCCAGGGCUCUGGGAUUUCUGACGUUAUCUUUGAACCACCUUCUCCUGCUGGUGAACAAAAACCAAGCCGUCUUAAAUCCGGCCCUCGAGCUGCUGGUUUUAAUUUCUUUUUGGGCUCUGGUGGCAGUAGCGAUCAUCACCGUAAAGAAGUAGACGAAUUAUCCACGUUGACGGAUUCAGAAUCAGAAUCUGAUGAUUCUUCAGUAAGCAAUUACUCAGGUCUAUCUGGGAAUAGUGGUGACCAAGGACUGUCCCGGAGAAUAAUUGAUUUAGAAAUUGAGCUUCGUGAAACGAAAGAAAAGCUACGGAUGCAGCAAGAUGAGAGUGUUGAUGGAUCAUUUAGGGGUGUCAGAAAUGAAGAUUCUGAGGAUGUUCUUGCAGAAAUUACAGGGUGUGAGCGAGAUCUGACAAUUGCAAAUGAGGAGUUACGGCUGUCAGAAGAAGAGGUUACUCGAUUGAAUACUGAGCUUCAAAAAUAUAGGUCAUCUGAAGUCUCUGAUGGUUUGCAGUCUGAGUUCGCAUCGCCAGCUGAGAGCAAGGUCAUAACCAGGGAGGUUGAACUGGAAUUUGAGGUAAAUCAAGCUUCUCAUCUUCAACAAAGGAUUGGCGGGUCGGAAGCUGAAACUUUGGACUCCAAUGUUAAGAUUCAAGCACUAAUGGAAGAACUCAGGAUUGCUAAAGAGAGGCUUCAUGUUUCAGAGAUAGAAAUAGCUACUUUGAAAAAACAACUUGAGGGUGGUGGACCAUCUGAGAAAAUCAAUAAUUUGCAAGAUCAACUGGCGUUGGCUCACAAGGAGAUAAAUACGUUGAAAAACAAGCUCAACGCAGAAAAAAGGGAGGUCUCCAAGCUGCAAGAAAGAACUGCCAGGCUGAAAACUAAUCUGUCAGACCGGGAUUGUGAGAUGAGAGAUCUUAAAAUAGCAAUGUCUGAUGCUGAGCUGAAGAUUUUUCCAGAAAAGGCACGGAUCAAGGCUGAAAUAUCUAAAUUGAUAGAGGAGAGGACAUGCUUGGAGGAGCGGCUGAAAGAACAGGAAUCACGUUGCCGUUCUUUAGAGGAUGGUAUCAGGAUGUUCCAGGCUGAGAAGGCAGAAAUGCAGGAAACACUUGAACGUGAAAUUCAGAAGUUAAAGGAAGACACUGCUGAGCGAGACAGUCGCAUAAAAUCUGAGAGAGAUGAGCUUAAUGAGAAAGCUAUUACACUUAAAGCAGGGGUAACUUCUGGAGACAACCGGGUCAAUCAAAUGGAUAAGCAUCUGCAACAAUUACACAUGGAGCAUGUCAAGCUACUUGCCGGGGCAGAAGAGGCACGUAAACUAAUGGAUGAGUUAAGAUCAAAAGCUGAGGAUUUGGAGGGAGAAGUUGAGAGGCAAAGAAUUUUAAUCCUGGAAGGAGCAGAAGAGAAACGUGAGGUAAUAAGGCAACUGUGUCUCACUCUUGAACAUUACAGGAACGGUUAUCAUACUCUACGACAGGCUUUUGCUGGGCACAAGGGAGUUCCAGUUUUGGCAACAUAAAGUUAGGUUGUGGCUGCAACUCAACUGCAAAUCUGAUAGUGCUGCAGUGCGAGUGUGAGCCCAGUCAGGUACUCAGUAGCGUAAUCAUGUAUUUCCUUUUUUUUUUUUCUGCCAUGCCUCAUGUUUGAGCUGAGUGAUGCCUGGGUUUACCAUUGUUGGUUAGUAGUCCUGUGGCAUUUCUUUGGUCUGUAUAGCAAACAUCUCAAGAAGAACUAAUGUGUUGGGGGUUCUUGAGGCCGUAAAAAUAAUUCCUCGAACAUAAAAGUAGAUGAGGAUUCUUGCAGUCAGACUCUUACCGAACCUAUUACUGAAUGGGUUUGUCUUAAUUUACCUGUACUUCGAAUAGAAGAAAUGAAAGCUUUUCCUUUUCUGCAAAA
Molecule: messenger RNA, 2468 nt
Organism: Populus euphratica (Euphrates poplar)
Lineage: Eukaryota; Viridiplantae; Streptophyta; Magnoliopsida; Malpighiales; Salicaceae
Product: paramyosin-like
Exons: 4
Coding region: 250-2091 (613 amino acids)
Cellular component (GO): vacuolar membrane
Molecular function (GO): actin binding
Source: RefSeq, a predicted model, not a curated record